AGAGAGGGACAUUCACUCUCUCUCUCUCUCUCUCUUUUAUUUGCCUUAUCUCUCUCGUGGAUAUUUCACGUGGUUAAUUAUAAAAAAAAAUAAUGGCACUCUCGUUAAAAAACGAGGGUAUUAAACGUGUACCAUGGUUUUCAUCUGCAGAAUGGCAUCAGGUAUACAAUCAAAUUUACUCAAAUGACACAGUUCAACAAACAAGAGGUUAUGAAACCCUACUAGUAUGGAAAGCAAGAAUGCCAAAAUUACCAGUUGGACCUGACUGUACAUUGUCAUUGAUACAAGUUUAUUUAAGAGAUUGUGAAUGGAGUCCAAAAAUAAAUACUGGUAAAUUACCAAUGACUUAUGAAAAUGAUCUUUGUCUAAUGUAUUCAACAACAAUUAUGAGAUUUUUAAAUCAUAUAUCAAAUAUUGGUCAUACAAAACAAACAUCAUUAUUUCAAAUAGCUAAACAAUUACAAAUACCAGAAUGGAUUGUUAAUUUACGUCAUGAUACAGCACAUGGACAUGAACUUCCAGCACUUGGAUUAUUAAGAUUAGCAGCAAAUAAAUUAUUAUCAUGGUUACAUGAUGAAUAUUGGAAAGCAGAAGAUCUUGUAUUAGAAAAACAAUAUAUACAAAAUAAUAAUAAUAAUGAUGAUAUCAUUGAUGAAGAUGAAAUUUAUGAUGAUGAUAAUAAUAUUGAUGAAGAUGAAAUUGAUGAUGAUGAUGAUAAUACAAGUUUAUCACAAAAUUUAAUAAAUCUUAUUGAAUUAUGGAUUGCUGUUGGUCUUUAUAUUGAAGCUGAUUUUAAUUAUGUUAAUGAUAUACCAGAUGAUAAUAUAAUAUCAACACUUGAUGAUUUAUUUAAUUAUGUUAAAAAAUCAAAAAAUAAUUUUAAUACAAGUAUUGAUGAUGCUAAAAAAAAUCAUCGUUUAAGUACAGCAAGAUCAUUAUUAUUAAAUGAAAUAACAACAUUAAUAAAUCGUAAUAAAAAUCAUGAUAAUAUUAAAAAUAUAUUAAUAAAUUGUUUAUUUAAAAGUGAAGCUUUUUUACCAACACAAGAAUUAAUGGAAUUAUUUUUAAAAAAUUCAAAUAUAAAAAAAAUUGAUGAUAAUUUACCAAUAAGUAUGACAAUUUUUUGGCAAUCAUAUAUAUCAAUAUUAAAUGAUAAAAAAAUACUUGAUUUAUUAAUUAUAAAAUUAUGUAAAUUUAUAAAUUCAACAAUGGAAAAUAAACAAAGUAAAUUAAUUGCAUCAUUAUGGCUUAAAGCAAUUGGUGAUGGUCUUGUUAAAAUGAGAUUAGCACAACAAGAUUUACAAUUAGUUAAUGAUAAUAAUAAUACAAAAAGUAAAUUAACACCUAAAAAAAUGGGACUUAAAAUACAAGAAAAAUUAAAAAAACAAAAUCCCGAACAUAAUAAUUCACUUUGGUUUAAUAUUACUGGUAAUAUUCCAGUAAUUUUUUUAAAUAAUAAUUUUAUAAAUGACAUUAUAUCAAAUGCAAAUGAAUUUACAUUAAAAUUUAUAAAAUCAUUUUUAAAUCUUGUUACACCGAGAAUUGAUUCAAUAAUUAAAACUAAAUUACUAAAAAUUAUUAAUAUUCAAACAAAUAUUAGUUCUUUAAAUUGUGAAAAUAUUACGAGUGAAGAUGACAUUCAUACUGUUGAUGAUUUGAUGAAAAUAUGUGGAUACAGUUAUGAAAAUGAAGAGUCACAAACAGAUAUUGAUAUUGAUGAAUUAACAAAUAAUGAAAUUGCUGAUGAAAAAAUACGUAAUGAACAUAUUAAAAUUGCUCCAGUUGAUUAUAACUGGUCUGAUUGUUCAUUUGGAAUUUUACCAUGGCAAAUUAAUUCUUUGGAAAUGCUAGAAAUACCAAAAUUAUUGAAUGUUAAUUAUCCAUCAACACCUACUGAUACGUCACUUGGAAUAUUUAAUAACAACAAUGAAUUAUUUGGUCGUCGUGUUAAAUGGGACAAUGUGUUACGUAAAAAUAGAAGAGUUAAAAGAAAGAGACAAAAACGUGAUGCUCAUGUAAUGAUAAAUCGUGCCAUGGAAAUUGUUAAAACAAAAGUAUUUUAAAAAUACUUGCAUUUUUUUUUUUUUUAUUAAACAACAAUCAUUAUAAAAUUGUAUGAAAAUAUUUUUUUUUAUGAAAACUUUUUUAUGUAUAAUAAAUAAAAUAUCAUUGAAAAUA
Aphidius gifuensis is the source of this 2178-nucleotide messenger RNA. Its product is annotated as protein LAS1. Gene Ontology annotation, molecular function: endonuclease activity. Gene Ontology annotation, biological process: maturation of LSU-rRNA; maturation of 5.8S rRNA. NCBI's taxonomy places the organism in Eukaryota, Metazoa, Arthropoda, Insecta, Hymenoptera, Braconidae. Gene Ontology annotation, cellular component: preribosome, large subunit precursor; Las1 complex. The transcript has 3 exons. The record is from RefSeq and is a predicted model, not a curated record. The coding region runs from base 93 to 2063 and encodes 656 amino acids.